Messenger RNA from Closterium sp. NIES-65, 1125 nucleotides. NCBI's taxonomy places the organism in Eukaryota, Viridiplantae, Streptophyta, Zygnematophyceae, Desmidiales, Closteriaceae. The record is from the annotation of a GenBank genome assembly.
AUGGCGUCGGACCCAGCACCGUCCACGGACAAGUGGAUGAAUUUUCUGACGGAGGCGAAUCUCGACGACGACACCUACGUGCCCGGUGUGCUGCUGCCGUCGCAGCCUGCGUUAGAGCAGGUCGCGUGCAGCGCCGAGGGCGGCGGCGGCAACACGGAGGAAGGCGAAAAGACGGGUUCCAGUAGCAGGAAGAGGUCGCGGGAUGAGGGCGCGGCCACUGCUGACGUGUCAUGCAGCAAGGCCAACCGGGAGAAGAUGAGACGCGACCGACUCAACGACAGGUUUCUGGAGUUCCUGGAGCUGAGCCGGUCACUGGAACCAGGGAAAGCUCCCAAGGCGGACAAGGCGAGCAUCCUGUGUGACGCGGUCCGCGUGCUCUCCCAGCUGCGCGCCGAGCGCGAGGCCCUCAAGGAGAGCAACGCGGCGCUGCAGGAGCAGAUCAAGGAGCUCAAGGUGCGAUGGGGGGCUGGGGGUCUGUGGGGGGGAGGGGUGUGCAGGGGGUUGUGCUGGGUGGGGAGGGGUUGUGGUGAUGAUGCUGCCCUCAAGGAGAGCAAUGCGGCGCUGCAGGAGCAGAUCAAGGAGCUCUCAAGGCUGAGAAGCACGAGCUCUGCUGAGAAACAUGAGCUCCGUGAAGAGAAGGCCCGCCUGAAGGUGGAGAGCGAGAAACUGCAGCAGCACGUCAACGGUUCUGCUGCUAUUGAUAGUUCUCACAAGCAGCCCGUCCCCUCCCCACUCUUCCUCCCCUGUCCGUGCAGGCUGAGAAGCACGAGUUACCCGCACCCCCACGCUGCGGCCAUGCAUGCAGCUGCUGCUGCGUAUGCGGCUCAGAUGCAGCAGUGCCAGCAGAUGGCUCUCGGCACUCCCAAGGGAGCACACAUGGGAGGCAUGACCACUCCCAUGCCAGCUCCCAUGUCUGCUCCUAUGCCUACUCCCAUGACUGCUGCUGCUGUGUCGCACGCUGUGUCGCAUGCCGUGUCCCAUCCAGUGGGUCAGCCUGUGCCUCAGCCGAUGCAUCAGCCAGGGGUGUUUGCGGGCGGUCCGCCGCCCAUGGCCAUGUGGCAAUGGAUGGCGCCUACCUCAGUUGACACCUCCCAGGACCACAUGCUCCGGCCGCCUGUGGCUUAG